CUCUCUCUCUCUGUGAAUUUAUAUAUAGUGUGAAAGUUUGAAGUGUGAAAAAAUGGUGAUUAUGAAAAAUAACGGGCAGACGACGGUGGUGAAGAAGACGAGUCAGGGGCGGAGAAAGAUUGAGAUCAAGAAAAUCGAGAGUCUGAGCAGCCGCCAAGUCACCUUCUCGAAGCGGCGCGUGGGCCUAUUCAAGAAAGCAAGCGAGCUUUGCAUACUCAGCGGCGCCCAGGUCGCGAUCAUCGUCCACUCGCUCGGCAAGCGCGUCUUCGCCUUCGGGCACCCAACCCCGGACUCCGUCAUCGACCGAUUCCUCAGCGGCGGAGCCGUCGAGAACUGCCCGGCGGCGGCGGCGGCCGCGUGGGCCGGGGACUACAACAGGGACUACGCGGACGUUUGUAAGGAACUGGAGGCGGAGAAGAAGCGGAAGGAGUUUAUCGAGGCGUCGAAGAGGGCGGAGGAGUGCUACGGCGGCGGCGGCGGUGGGUUCUGGUGGGAUGAGGCGGUGGAGGGGAUGGGACUGGAGGAGUUGGAGCAGUACGCGGCGGCGCUGGACAUGCUGAUGAAGAACGUGGCUCUGAAGGCAGACGACAUGAUGAUCUCGGCCGCCGCUGCCGCUGCCGCCGCCGCCGGCGGAGGAAACGCGGCCAGGUCCGACGGCGGGGAUGGAUACUUAAUGAACGAGAUGGCGGCGGCGUUCGUGAACCAGAGUCAGGGUAUUGGUGGUUCCGAUAGCGGCGGUUGCGUUUUUCCGUACGGUUUCGGACAGGACCAGAUUUGA
Messenger RNA from Erythranthe guttata (spotted monkey flower), 778 nucleotides. RefSeq names its product MADS-box transcription factor 23. Gene Ontology annotation, molecular function: RNA polymerase II cis-regulatory region sequence-specific DNA binding; protein dimerization activity; DNA-binding transcription factor activity, RNA polymerase II-specific. Gene Ontology annotation, biological process: regulation of transcription by RNA polymerase II. Lineage: Eukaryota; Viridiplantae; Streptophyta; Magnoliopsida; Lamiales; Phrymaceae. The record is from RefSeq and is a predicted model, not a curated record.